Messenger RNA from Spodoptera frugiperda (fall armyworm), 3862 nucleotides. RefSeq names its product protein fem-1 homolog CG6966. Lineage: Eukaryota; Metazoa; Arthropoda; Insecta; Lepidoptera; Noctuidae. The coding region runs from base 277 to 2268 and encodes 663 amino acids. The record is from RefSeq and is a predicted model, not a curated record. Gene Ontology annotation, molecular function: protein binding. The transcript has 9 exons.
CUGCAGUAUUGCAUACGGCAUGACAACGGCCGGUCGGCUCCGCGUCCAUUCGCAUCGCGAACUUCGCCCCGAAGUGUAAUCUAGUAAUCACUACUCAAACUAAAGUUAUACGGUUGUGAAAUCCGGAUAAUUGGAUCUGUGUACGAAUGAAUACAUAUUGAUCAAAUAUUUGAGAAGACAUGACAAUGUGGUGUGGUGAAUAAAGUGUGUUGUUAGUCGUUAGUGAUAUAGGAAUAGUGAAUAUUAUUGAGUGUAUUCUGUGAUGUCUUGAUAACAAUGUCUGCUGGUGUGUGGGACCUGAUGCCGUCGAGAGGCCGGUGGAUCGAGACGCUGCGGCACUGCGGCAAGACGCUGCUGCGCCGACAGAGGCGGCUGCUAAGGAGGUUAAAGAAGGCGUACCUACACAGUUGGCGCUCUGCAGACGAGCUGAACAUGUUGGUGGGUGCGAAGGUCGGGGGAGCGACGCCACUAGUCAUCGCUUGCAGAAACGGUCAUUACGACGUCGCCGAGUAUUUAAUCGAGAGAUGUAAAGCGGACAUCGAACAACCUGGUUCAGUGACAUUCGACGGUGAGACGAUAGAGGGCGCGCCCCCGCUGUGGUGCGCCGCGGCCGCCGGCCACCUGCCGCUGGUGAAGCUGCUGGUGCGCGCCGGCGCCAACGUCAACUCCACCACGAGGACACACAGCACGCCGCUCAGGGCAGCUUGCUUCGACGGCCAUUAUGAUAUCGUUAAGUUCCUAGUCGACAAUGGUGCCGACAUAGAAAUAGCAAAUCGGCACGGGCACACGUGUUUAAUGAUAGCGUGCUACAAAGGCCACAUUAGAAUCGCUAAGUACUUGUUAUCGCUUAAUGCCGACGUGAACAGAAAGAGUGUCAAAGGAAACACGGCGCUACACGACUGCGCAGAGAGCGGCUCCCUCAAUAUACUCAAAAUGCUGUUAGGAUACGGAGCCACUAUGGACGUAGAUUCAUACGGUAUGACGCCACUCCUAGCAGCAUCAGUUACCGGACACACACAUAUAGUAGAACACCUUAUAAACGCUGAACAUGGACUUGUAACAAGACAACAGCGCAUCGAUGCGCUAGAGCUGCUCGGGGCCACCUAUGUGGACAAACGACGCGACAUGGUCGGGGCGCUCGCAUUGUGGAAGAGAGCCAUGGACGACAGAUUCCCUGCGGACGGUAGCGAACCCAUUCCUAAGCCUAAAGACGUCCCACGCAUAGAAGCUUACGACUUUGCGGUGGAGCCCAGCAAUGCGCAACAACUAGAGGAAAUACUCGCCGACCCCGACGGCAUGAGGAUGCAGGCCCUGGUGAUCCGCGAGAGGAUCCUGGGCCCGGCGCACCCCGACACGUCGUACUACGUGCGCUACCGCGGCGCCGUGUACGCGGACGCGGGGCGCUUCGUGCGCUGCCGCCAGCUGUGGCACCACGCGCUCGACAUGCAGCGCGCCGUGCUGCCGCCGCUGUCGCCGCUCACGCAGUCCUCGCUGUACUCCUUCGCCGAGCUGUUCUCCUACAUGCUGGCCGAGCGCGCGCGGCCCCCGCUGCGCGGCCGCAUCGUGCCGCCCGUCACCUUCGAGGACAUCGAGCCCGUCUUCUCCAAGGCGCUCGACGAGAUCCACCGCGGCACGGAGCUGCUGGACUCCAAGCUCAGCAUCGACCGCGAGCAGACGCUCAGCACGCUGCAGCGAGUGCUCGUCAUCUCGCUGCACCUCGCCGCGCUCAUGGCGCGCCUGCUCGAGGAGCCCGACUGUACCGAGGAGGUGUCCCGGAAGAUCCACAAGGCUGUGUAUUCGCUCGUCAAGCUAGACAUUACGGUCCGCCAGGGCCGGUCUGCGCUGCACGUGGCGUGCUCGGCCGAGGGGGCGCGGGGCCGCGGGGGGCGCGCGUGGCUGGCCACGGAGCCCGCGCCCCCCGCGCCCCCGGCGCGCUUGGUGACGCUCAUGUUGCGGCUGGGCGCGCCGCCGGACGCGCGGGACGCGGACGGGAACACUCCGUUGCACCUCGUCUGCAAGCUGAACCCGUGCCCGGCGGAGGUGGUCCGCGAGCUGCUGGCGCACGGCGCGCACAUCGACACGGUGAACUACGAGGGCGAGACGGCGGAGCAGAUCCUGAAGGCGUCGGCGCAGAGCCUGGCCAGCAUCGUGAACCCGCUGCGCUACACGUCGCUGCGCUGCCUGGCGGCGCGCACGGUGAAGAACUACCGCCUGCCCUACCGACACGUGCUGCCGCUGUGCCUCUACUCCACCGUGCUCACGCACUGACCGACACGUACGUUUUCACACUUGUACUUUUGUUUCAAUCGUUAUUUAGCGUUUUAGAUUGGAAUGAUCAGUGCAUAUUUUAGGAACUUUUUGAGGCUACGUAUUCUUUUAAUUCGUUGUAAUACCACCGAAUUCGAUACCUUUACUUGAUAAACUGCCAUACGAAAUAGACUCAUAAGGCAAAGGUAUGAUUCGGGUUUAUACUAAAAUUGAGAACAAAGGAGAACUUAGAUAAUUAGUGUAGUCAAAGAAGCGAUUAACGCCGACGCCUGCCGUCUAGGGUAAAGUUAUUAUAAGUAGUUGGAAUGUCAGUUUUAGCAUAAACUUGGUGUUACUCUGAUGUCUAUUUUGUCACAGUAUUGUAAAAUCGGUAGCUCAGCUCAAAGCGGAAUUUAUAUGUUACUAUGUAUUAUAUCGAUACUAUUUACUAGUAUAACUUCAUAAUUCUGUGAAUUUAUGUUUUAUACUUAGUUUUUCUUUUUAAUUAACUCUCAUAGUUUAUACAUUUCAAAUCUAUAUUGUAUCGUAUUGAUUAAUUAUUAUUUUAUAAUUUUAUUGUCCAUUGACCGUAUGAUUGAAGGUACUAUAGCAUUAUUUUUGUACGUGUCAAAUAUAACGUCCUUGUAAUUGGUAGUAUAAUGGUACCAUAUAGAAAUAAAAUUUCAGUGCUGUGCCGUACGUGAUUUGAAUAGAUGUAAUUAUGUACAUUGGGAUAAGUAAGACGAACUUUUUAAUAUAACAUAUAGUUUAUGUAUCAGCAAAAUUACUGUUGGCGCUUCGAGGCGCCUGGUACAAGGAGUGACGAUGCUCUUUAUUGUGGGUAUUACAGAAUAAAAUCACCAUCUAUGUCACAAAUAUUAUUUGAACCUUUUUAUUCGAAGCUCAAAUGUAAAAUCAUUACUAUGUAUAAUUUCCACGUGAUAACCCCAAUGGAUGGAUUUAGUCUCCUCUAUGAAGGUGGACUUUAUGAAAUUUCGCAAUGGUUAUAAAUAGAUGAAGCUGGCCGAUGGAACCGUGUACAUACAUUACAGGAUCUCGCAGAAUGAUGGAGCCAUAGCUAACUGUUCUACUAAAUAAGUUUGAUUUACUUCAUUUUUGGACUGUUUUACAAGAUGACUUGAUCUGUUUGUAAUCGUUGGCGUGUCCGUGAUAUUUGCUUUUAUUAUUUGACUAUGACUGUGGCGCUGCGUCGUUGCACAGUUGGACUAGAGUCAGUAAUCGAGUGUUAUCGACCUAAAUCCUAUCUCUAGUCCUCUAUUAUUUUAGUACAUCUUGGACUUAUUACACUAACAACUUUAUUUCUAUGUCAGUGAUCAUCGCUUUAUGCAUAUAUCAAUGUAAAAACAAAUUAGACGUAAGUAGGCAUAUUAGAAAUUAAUGGAGAUACGUAUAAAUUGGUAUUGUAUAUUAUUAGUAAAUUGGAUAACGACAAAGUAAACUAUUAGUACUGAAUUGUUAAACAGUUGUUGGAAUUUUGUAACAACGAUAUUGUUCGCUACUUUGUGUGUAUUUCCUUAUAGUAUAUUGUAAAUUUAGUAAUACUGCGUGAUUAUAUGCUAGUUAUUUUUGAAAUUAAUAAAAUGCUUUAAAAUAA